Aplysia californica (California sea hare) is the source of this 1168-nucleotide messenger RNA. Its product is annotated as SAC3 domain-containing protein 1. NCBI's taxonomy places the organism in Eukaryota, Metazoa, Mollusca, Gastropoda, Aplysiida, Aplysiidae. Gene Ontology annotation, biological process: spindle assembly; centrosome duplication. The record is from RefSeq and is a predicted model, not a curated record. Gene Ontology annotation, cellular component: nucleus; spindle; centrosome.
GAAACCGAAAGUCGAAAGUCGUCUGCUCGUCUGCCAGCGACGCCUCCGCCGAGGGGCACGCACGCAGUGUUUUUUGUUGUUGUUGUUUGUUAGUGACACACUUCGGCUCCGAUGGAGUCAACGGAGGCUGUUGUCACUGGAACCUGCCAGUUCAUGUGUCCUGUUCAUGAACGAAUGAUGCGGGAAAGAGAAGGAUUGCUUCACCCUCUUGAAAUGCAGAGCUGCAUCGGUGAGAGUGGGCCCCAGAAAUUCAGAAAAGCCGAUCCUGGGACGACCGUGAAAGAGUUCUCCCGUCCUGCGGCUGGACGACACGAUUCGGAGCCCGCUGACCUACGGCCCGCCCCGGUUCUGAAAGAGACGACGACCUAUUUAUUUGAGAAAAUCGUGCCCCUGGACCACCCAGCCUGGAGCAGCGUGUACGAGUUUGUGUUUGACCGUCUGCGGUCAGUGCGGCAGGACAUGGUCAUCCAGGGCAUCUCCGGCCCGGACGCCAUCCAGCUCCUGGAGCAGAUUGUCCGCUUCCAUCUGUACGCCGCAUACAGACUAAGAGACGCGGACAUUUCAUCGUUUGACCCUGUGAUAAACAAACAACAUUUACUGGAGUGUCUGAAACGUUUGCUCUAUCUCUACCAGACGGCGGCCUUUACUGCGAAGGUGCUUUGAGAUCAACACCAGUUUUGUGCUGCGUAACUACCAGCGAUGUCUGCGUCUGAUCAUGGGUCUGGACUCACCUCUCUGUCUGCUGGCAGUCAACCCGCACCUGCACAACCUACGCGUCAACUACCUGCAGAUCCUGUCAUCUGGCUACAGCGUGAAGAACUGCCGCUACCCCAUGCGGCAGUUACAGAACGUCCUUCACCUUGAGGGCAGUGACGCUGUGGUCAGUCUGUGUUCCCAGUGCUGCCUCCUUGACCUCUUUGACCGGCCCGACAGCGACAGCGUCUGCUUCAGCAAAACUGCUUUCCGCAGGCCGGAGAAGUUAGGGCCUCCCUCCGGUCUCGCCACGUUGGAUCGUCUGCUGGCCAGGUGCUCUGUGUCGUCGCUGCUGAGAGGUCCUGCUGCCAAGUUGGCCGGUGUGACGACCCAGGGGAAGGAUGGUGUGGGGAGGGGCAGGGGGCGGGGUAGGGGGAGGGGCCGGGCACGGAGAAAGAAUGAGGAGGAGACGUGA